Molecule: messenger RNA, 3246 nt
Organism: Aspergillus aculeatinus CBS 121060
Lineage: Eukaryota; Fungi; Ascomycota; Eurotiomycetes; Eurotiales; Aspergillaceae
Product: CAF1 family ribonuclease
Exons: 9
Coding region: 389-3034 (881 amino acids)
Biological process (GO): nuclear-transcribed mRNA poly(A) tail shortening
Cellular component (GO): cytoplasm
Molecular function (GO): RNA binding; poly(A)-specific ribonuclease activity
Source: RefSeq, a predicted model, not a curated record
CUCCAAGCAUCGACUGUGGGUCGCAAUAAUACCCAUCAAUCAUCUUCAUGUUUAACGGAGCGGACAAAUUAGAUCAGUGACCAUCGCGUUUGAAACAACAAUCACAACGAGAUGAUAUCGUCAAAUCAGGGGAAUCUCUAAUGACCAUUCCAGACCAUCCAGAUCAUCUUCGUUCCUUGAGUCCUUUCUUCCUACCCCUGUUUUCGCCUGAUAAGCAAAACAUUGGCCUCAGUUCCUGCCCACACUGAAGUCUGUGGGUGGCAUAUUUCAAUCUCGCUCAAUCUAGACCCCACUUAGUCUCAUUCUCUGAAGGCAAUCUACUAUCAUCAUUACUCUUAUUAUUAUUUAUUGUCAUCCCUCAACCGUCUACUACGCAUAAAUAGAAAGCAUGGAUAUCACCGCUCAUAACUUUGGGCUAACUCUCCCUAUGCUCCUAGAUGAGUUGUCAACCUGCUGUUUUGUAGCCCUGGACUUCGAGUUCUCAGGAAUAGCAAAAGCUCUCGAUGGAGGCACGAGCCGGAGGAGCACACUUCAGGAGCGGUACGAAGAGGUCAAGACAUCUGCCGACCACUUCCAGAUUUUGCAGGUCGGCUUGACCAUCUGUCAUGAAGACCCGAUGGAAGGUAUCUACACCCUGCGGCCGUAUAACCUGUAUUUGAGCCCGAUCAUUGACGACAGACUCGGAAUCGAAAGGCACUGGUCCUUUCAAAGCAGCGCUGUUUCGUUUCUCUUGACCCACAGGUUUAGCAUGGACUCGCUCUUCAGAAAUGGCGUGGGUUAUUUAUCUCGAGACGAAGAGAUCAAGGCCGUUGCCAGGGUCACUGAAAGGUUCAAACGUCCGGAAGCGACGACCACAAUAGGUGUUGAUGAAACCGAGUCUGAAUCAAUUGCCUUUCUCCAAGAAGUGCGACGUCUUGUGGAUGAGUGGCUCGCGCUUGGUACAGCCCGUGGCAACUACCUCAACAUCCCACCAGCCAGUCGUCCCGGUGCAGUCGAAAAGCCUGGUCUCAUGCCGGUGGAGCUUAACAGAUUCCAAAAGAGACUCAUAUAUCAACUUAUAGAGGUGGAGUACCCGUUGCUGAAAGCUUUCGGACGGCCGGCCGGGUUCCUGCAAAUCAUAGACCGCGACGAGAAGCGGGAACAAGCCGUCCUUGCGCAGAAAAUCGAGUCUACGCAGAAGAGAGCUUGGGAACAGACGGGGUUCAGAUGGGUCGCCGAGGCUCUGGCUGGUGGUGAUCUCACCAAUCUCCCGCAGGACUACUUUAGCAACCGCUGGGCAGGCUUGCAAGGGCCAAGGCCCCAGCUGAAUUCAGAUCAAAUCAAGCAACGCCUGCGAGCCACUCGACCAGUGCUCGUGGGUCACAAUCUUUUCACCGACCUGAUAUACUUCUGCCGAUGCUUCUUCGGGCCUCUGCCGGAUCGUGUCGAGGAGUUUCAAUCGAUGACUCAUGAGAUGUUUCCUGUUCUGAUGGAUACAAAAUAUAUGGCUACCCAUGAUUGCGGUUCCAUCAACCCUACGUCUUCCUUGCAAGAUAUUCACAACAAGCUGGCUCCCGACCCUUACCCGAAGACCAAGCUUGCUUCUCGGCAUACAAAAUACGAAGCUCACGGCAUCAACCAUGAGGCGGGCUAUGACAGUUUGCUCACCGCCGAAGUCUUCAUCAAGCUCUCUGCACAGCUUCGGGACCGGGGCGCAGACGAUGAACCUACACCGCCAGCCCAGGAGCUUAUCUGGCAGGGGUCAGAGGCUGAGCCUGCCUAUCCAACAACAGAAUCGAGACAGAAGCAAGAACACACAGGCGACAGGAUUAACUCCAAACUCGUUGAGCAUACGAUCAAUAAUUAUAUGAAUCUCCACACGGGCGAGGCUGAGGAGGCUAGCAAGAGCGCGGCUCUCAGUGUCAGCGCUGGGUGUCCAGGAGCGUCUGGGAUGGCGCUGAGACCCAAUAACUCGAUAGCAAUCCAAGAUAGAGCUAACCGUGGACAGCUGAUCCCUCGACUAGACGCCAAAUUCUGGAGCACCUACGGAAACAAGUUGCGUGUCUUUGGGACGCAAGAGAGGGUGUGCCACUUUGGGCCUUCCGCCUCCGACUCUAGAGUGUGCAGAAGCUGUCAAGAGACCAUUGUCCGCCGCCAAUAUGCCUCUGCCGCGACGAAACAGGGCCCCCCCGAGACCACGACCGCGCCGCCCAGCUCGGCCUUCCCCGUCGUGAAGCCCACCCACACCAUCAAAGCCGGCGUACUGCUGUCCCGGCAGCCCCAGAUCACCCGCGACCUGACCGAUUUCGAGAAGGCGUACUUCUUCUACCAGCGCCGCCUGAACGAGCGGCUGACGCUCCCCUUCACCAAGUACUUCUACUUCAAGCGCGGCACGCCCGCCGACGAGGACUGGAAGCGCAAGAUCCGCGAGCGCCAGACCGCCGCCCGCGACAUCGGCAAGUACAACGCCUACUCGAAGGACGCGUGGAACGACGAGCUGCUCGUGGGCGCCGUCGAGUCCGACCCGGCCCACCAGGUCGAGAUGCUCGUCCAGGACGCCGAGGCCACCGCCAAUGCCACCUCCCAGGACACCAGCAAGAAGGAGGAGAUCCCCCGGCCGUUCCCCCGGUGGACGGAGGCGGACGAGAAGGGUGACGACAAGAGUCUGAACCGGGCCCUGCAGCGGACGCUGUAUCUUCUCGUGCAGUCAAAGGAGGGAUACUGGAAGUUGCCCAGCUCGGCGGUGGAGCCGGAGGAGACGAUGAAGCAGGCUGCCCAACGUACCCUCGCCCAGGCGGCGGGUGUCAACAUGAACACCUGGUUCGUGGGCUACCACCCCGUCGGCCACUACGUCUACAACCUCCGCAAACCCUCCUCGGAGCUCCGCGGCGAGAAGACCUUCUUCAUGAAGGCGCGCAUCUUCACGGGCCAGGCCGACUUGACUGGCAAUGCUGAUAGCCUGACCGAUUUCAAGUGGUUGGCCAAGGACGAGAUUGCCAAGUACGUCCGGCCACAGUACUAUGCCAGCAUCAAGAACAUGCUGGCCGAGCGGUAAACGAAAACCUCCUGAGGAUGUUUUUGCUUCGUUUCCACUGUACUGUUAGGAUAGAAUUAGAUUGUUGAGGGGGUCUGCGGGGUGUGUGUGGCAGUUAGAACCGGGAAUAUUUGCAUAUAUCAUUUUGUAUGUGUCUGCGUGUGUGUGUCAUGUAUAACUAGCUUUCUUUACUACCAAAGUUCUUAUUCCAGUUAACUGUUGGAUAUCAUGUG